AUGUACCUUGUCUGUUUGAGGACUAUUAAGGGUAGUAAGCCAGGUUAUUCAAUGGGGAAAAGGACAUGGGAAUAUACUACUGUCAUGAGGAAAGCUCCGUACGACAAAAAUGCUCCAAGGCGACCUCUUUCAGCAUUUAUGUUGUUCAUGAAAAAGCGCAGACAAGAAUCAGAAUAUAUUGCUUCACAGUCAUUUUCAGACAGAAAUCGUAUUAUUGCUACUGAAUGGGCUGCUCUAUCUGCUGAAGAGAAACAAAAAUGGUUAGCUUCCAAUGAAACGGUCAAUGCUAAUGGGCCCAAAGCUGGAUGUAAACGACCAGUAAAACAAAUAUCACAUACUAAAAACAAUGACAUAGAAGCAGAUUGCAAAAUUUCAAUAUUUACUCAUGAAUUUCUGGAAUACAACAGACUUCGUGAAGUUAUCUUGCGUCAAUUGAAGAAACACGUAUCACAGCUUGAAGAAGAAACCGCUCUACUAAGUAAGCAUGUGGAAAAUCUUGUAAAUGCUGAAAAUCGGACAAAAAAUCAAAUUACUACAACGAAGGAAUUACUAACCAAUGAAGAAAAUUUAUUGAAACAGCUAUGUAAAGAGUUAACAAUUGCUUUAAGCGAUGUCACUUUAUCCAAUAAUACAUCCGAUAUAAGUUUAAAAGGAAUUGAACGUAUUACAGAAACUAGUGUGGAAUCUUUUCUUUCAAGAUUAGAAUCUUUAAAAAAUUCUUCAUCUUAUUUAGAAUUAUCAUCAAAAAUUAUACAAUCCAUUCGUUUAGCUUGUCAAAAGAAAACAAUUAAAUUGUUAACUUAUGAAAUAAAUUAA
Molecule: messenger RNA, 816 nt
Organism: Schistosoma mattheei
Lineage: Eukaryota; Metazoa; Platyhelminthes; Trematoda; Strigeidida; Schistosomatidae
Source: the annotation of a GenBank genome assembly